AUGGCACCACCACGCGUCCUGUGGAUCUAUCCAUCUCUUUCCCUCCUGUCUUCCCUGCUUCUUUUUCACGCGUUGUCGCCGUGCCGGGCCUUAAGGAAUUACCCGGAGAAUGAAGUUACGUUGCUGGACUCCAUGUCAGCUCUGGCCGACCUGGGCUGGGAGGCUUACCCUAAUGAGGGGUGGGAGGAGAUCAGUGUGAUGGAUGAGAGGAACACCCCGAUGAGGACCUACCAGGUGUGUAACGUCAUGGAGGCCAACCAGAACAACUGGCUGAGGACGCGCCACAUCAGCAGAGAAGGGGCGCAGCGCGUCUACAUUGAGAUCAAGUUCACCCUGAGGGACUGUAAUAGCCUGCCCGGGGUCCCUGGUACCUGCAAAGAGACAUUCAACAUGUACUACUAUGAGUCCAACAAUGCCAACCUGUGGUUCAUCAAGGAAAGCCAAUAUGUCAAGAUUGAUACUAUUGCUGCAGAUGAGAGCUUUACACAGGUGGACGUCGGUGACCGCGUCAUGAAGUUAAACACGGAGGUGCGUGACAUCAGCAACCUGAGUAAAAAGGGUUUUUACCUGGCCUUCCAGGACCUGGGCGCCUGUAUCGCUCUGGUCUCUGUCAGGGUCUUCUACAAGAAGUGCCCCCUCACUGUGCUCAACUUGGCCCAGUUCCCCGACACAAUAACAGGCGGAGACACUGCGCUGGUGGAGGUCCACGGUGUGUGUGUGAAUGCCUCCGAGGAGUUCGAGGCUCCCAAGAUGUACUGCAGUGCAGAUGGAGGUUGGCUGGUUCCCAUCGGGAGAUGUGUGUGCAAACCGGGCUUCGAGGAGAACAAGGACGUCUGCCAGCCAUGCAGACCUGGCACCUACAAAGCUUCGGCCACGGACGCCUACUGCACCAAAUGUCCUCCUCACAGCUCGUCCCCGCAGGAGCAAGCAGUCGAGUGCGUUUGUGAGAAGAGUUUCUACCGAGCUGAGACGGACCCGCGCUCAAUGGCCUGCACACGUCCUCCAUCUGCCCCAGAGAACCCCAUCUCCACAGUGAAUGAGACCUGCGUGACCUUGGAGUGGUCGCCACCCAGAGAAACGGGAGGCCGAGGAGACAUCACCUACAGCCUCCACUGCAGGAAGUGCUCCGGCGAUGGCAGGAAGUGCACACCAUGUGGUAGCAGCGUCCAUUUUGUCCCCCGGCAGUUUGGUCUGUCCUCAGCUACCGUGUUGGUCACUGACCUGCAGCCAGACUCCAACUACAGCUUCACUAUUGAGAGCCAGAAUGGAGUGUCAGACUUAAGCCCAACACCUAGAGGAACGGUGGUCAUCAAUGUCACCACGUCACAGACAGUGAGCGUAGUGUUGAAGGAGAGGCGGAGCAAGGACAGCGUGACUUUGGCCUGGCAGGGUCCGGAGAGACCCAACGGGGCGAUAGUGGAGUAUGAGGUCAUCUACUAUGAGAAGAACCAGCGGGAGCAGAACUACACAGUUUUGAAGACUCGCUCCAACAUGAUGACCGUGGAUGGGCUGAAACCAGGGACCACCUACGUGUUCAGGGUCAGGGCUCGAACCGACGGCGGCUAUGGGAGCUAUGGUGGAGAGAUCGAACUGGAAACCAGCCAUGAAGAUGUUUUGGCGAUCGGGGACCCUAACCAGUCCACCAUCCUGGCUGUGUCUAUCGCUGGGGGAAUCGUUCUCCUAAUCUUCCUGGUGACUUGCUUCAUUGUCAGCGGCAGGCACUGCGGAUACAUCAAAGCCAAGCAGGACCCCGAUGAAGAGAAGAUGCAGUUCCAGCAUGGCCGAGUUAAGCUCCCGGGCAGCAGGACCUACAUCCAUCCUCACACCUACGAAGAUCCCAACCAGGCUGUCAGGGACUUUGCCAAAGAGAUCGAUGCUUCCAAUAUUCGCAUAGAGAGAGUCAUUGGAGCUGGAGAGUUCGGGGAGGUGUGCAGUGGUCGGCUGCGUGUGCAGGGAAAGAGGGAGAUCUACGUGGCCAUCAAGAGUCUGAAGGCGGGAUACUCAGACAAACAGAGGAGGGACUUCCUGUCUGAGGCCUCCAUCAUGGGACAGUUUGACCAUCCGAACAUCAUCAGGCUGGAGGGUGUCGUCACGAGAUGCAAGCCAGUGAUGAUCAUAACGGAGUUCAUGGAAAACGGAUCUCUGGACACUUUCCUCAAGAAACACGAUGGCCAGUUCACGGUGAUCCAGCUGGUCGGCAUGCUGCGUGGCAUCGCCUCAGGUAUGAAGUACCUGUCAGACAUGAGCUACGUUCACAGAGACCUGGCAGCGCGGAACAUCCUGGUCAACAGCAACCUGGUGUGUAAGGUGUCGGACUUUGGCCUGAGUCGGGUUCUGGAGGACGACCCAGAGGCUGCCUACACUACAAGGGGAGGGAAGAUCCCCAUCAGAUGGACGGCUCCGGAGGCUAUAGCUUACAGGAAGUUCACCUCAGCCAGUGAUGUGUGGAGUUACGGUAUCGUCAUGUGGGAGGUGAUUUCAUAUGGAGAGCGACCCUACUGGGAGAUGUCCAACCAGGAUGUGAUCAAAGCAAUAGAUGAGGGCUACCGUCUUCCCGCUCCGAUGGACUGUCCUGUGGUGUUGCACCAGCUCAUGUUGGACUGCUGGGAGAAGGGACGCAGCGACAGGCCAAAGUUUGGACAGAUUGUCACAAUCCUGGACAAGCUCAUCAGAAACCCAGCCAGCCUCAGAGAGCUGGCCAACAGCUCAGUAUGCAGGGAGGACCCGUCCACCCCAGAGUUCAGUGUGAAUACAGUGGAUGAGUGGUUGGAGGCCAUCAAGAUGGGCCAGUAUAAGGAGAACUUUUCCAGUGCUGGAUAUGUCAGCUUGGACUCAAUCCUCUACAUCAGUGUCAGUGAAUUGGCUAAAAUGGGUGUGACUCUGGCGGGCCACCAGAAGAAGAUUCUGUCCAGCGCGCAGGGCCUGCAGACCCAGGGGACGCACGUCCAAGUAUAACAGUUUCCACAUAAACACACAGUGAGACAGAGCCAAAAUGGAUGCUCCUGUGAAGAGUUUCCCCCCCCUGACAUGGAGUUGUAAUGGAUACUCUGUGCUCGGGCCUCCAUUGACUUUGAGACACACUGAGAUGGAGACAACAUGGACGCUUGACUCCUUCACCUUCGCGCGCAGUUUCACCAUUCUUCCCAUCCUCGAUGGGCACAACCGGCUUUAGCACUCAGAGUCCCAGCAACACAACCACCAUUAUGGAGCAACGGAGAGACACAUGUCCAACAACAAGGCCACAUGUAGAGCAUCCCAGAUCAUUUCACAUCAUAUCAGCGCAACAAAAGAGGAAAAUAAAAAAAAAGAUUUUUAACAAAAGAAAUGACAAAAAAACAAAUUAGAAUAUAAUUAUCAUCACUGUCUGUGAGGUGUACAGUUGGUUUUUACUGUCAUUUUGUUUGUUUUGAGUUUUCACCUUGAAGAGUUUUAAAAGGGUCAGAAGAUAUGUAUAUGUGUAGAUAUAUGUUUAUAUGGGCUGUGUGUCCCACAACCGUAGAGAUGGACCUAACGUUUGUAUUGGUGGUGAGGUUUAUAUCGCUCAACCUUAAUAGGAGUUAUUAUCUAGUACGUGUAUGGCCCCUUCCAUUGCUCUGUGUAUACAGAAAGGCAAUGAAUGGGCCGAGAUUCUGAAUGACAUGAAUGUGUGGGGUGAGGGGAACAGAAAACCUGGACCUUUAGAGAUAGAGAGGGAUGUAGAUUUUUGCUAGCUCAUGUAGGAUGGAAGUAUGAUUCAUUUAAAUAGUGUAUUUGACCAGGACAAGGGCUUCCCUAGUGACUGCUCUCAGACACACUUCCAUAGCAACUAGACCCAGUGCACGUUUGCUUGUCUGCUUGCACUUAUGAUGUAACUGAGUGCAAAGUAACAGCAGAAACAGCUUAAGGUGGAGAUAGCACAGUGAAAAUUUUUACUCUUCCAUAACUGUCUAUUCCAAACAACAUUGCCUAUUCAGCUGUUAUAGUAUGAUGUUGUUGGGAAUAUUUCAGCCCAAGAAUUUGCCUUCCCAUGUUUCAGGUGUGUUAAGAAAUUUAUAGUGUUUUGUGUGAAGCAAAGGUGAUGCAAAGGUCAUGAUAGAAUUGACACUGUUAAGAACGUGUAACUUGUUUUUCCAGUGUUGUGCCAUGUACAGUACAGUAACUUUGAAAUGUUCAUCUGGGCAACAUACCACCAUUCCCUCUAUUCUCUUUCCUUUCAUCAGCUCUCAUGGCUGGAUGGUUACACAAGGCCAGUCACAAUAAUUACAGUGUUUUGUCCAAGUAGUUUGCCUGAUGAAAAGGAGCACUGGAAUGGAUUCUUUUUUUUUCAGCAAGAUGAAAUAUAUGCAGUGUUGAUUUCAGCUGUGCCACCGAGGGUUUAACUUAAAAAAAAAGAGGAUUUGUGUGUCGUGUACUAUCUCACUUUCUUGUUAUCUGUCAUGCCAACCUAUUUCAAGCAUCCCUAGUUUCAAACCAACACUUAUAAGGCUGAUUUACAACACAAUGUUUACAGAAAAAAGCAAAUAAAUUGGUUUGCUUGUUUUUCCUUGUCAGAAGGAAACAGCUGCUUAUCACAUUAAUUACAAGGUUAGAUAUGAUGGGACCCUCUUUGUGUGCACUGCAUUAAUGGCACUGAAUCUGCUUUUAGUGUAUUCCCAAACCCAGUUUUAAUAUAUGUGGUACUCUAUAGGACCAACAGUGGCAUAAAGUACAGUAUAUAUGAUUGUAUCAUAGUGUAAAAUAUGUACAGUGUUGAUUUCCAAUGUUAGAAUGUUUGUAAUGAUAACAAUGAUGAUGACUAUGAUGUACUUUUAUUGUGAAAAAGAGAUUUCUGAAGUACUCGUUCAGGGGCGGGUCGUAAGGGAGAAAAGUGAAGGGAGGUGAUUCGUUGGUAUGAACAAAGGAAUGUAGCAUGGCGCGAAGCUUCAGCUUUGAUUGACAGGUGACAGUGACUGCAGUUUCUACCAUAGUGUUAGAAUGAGUAGAAUGUACUUUCCUUAUUGAUACACUGGCUUAAUUUGCAUACCCAACUUAGACAGUAAUUACAUGCAUAUUUUAAGCAUGUCUCCGCAUUCAACAUAACUUUUGACAAUACUUGUUUAGGUAAGGAAGGGAGGGAAGGGGUGAGGUUGAAAUAAGUGAACUCUUCUAAUCAAAUUUCAACGCAAAUUGAAAAUUCUUUAAACACCCUCCCCCAAAACAGCAAUUGUCUAAUCCUAGCCAAGCAAUUGUACCUAGGAAUGGCAGACCUGUCAAGUUUUGCAUUUCUUCUCAUGUCCAAGUGGUGUGCAUGGACCUGUAGUAAGAGUAGGAGAAUUAAAGAGUUUGAACGCUAAUGUCAUUUUUUCCCCUUUGCAAAACCAAAAACACAAGAGUUAAAUUGUAAUAUUUAGAUUAAACAGUGUGUUUAUCUCUUCUAAUGCAAGCUACAAUUGUUAGCAUGUCUGGUUAAUUUGCCUACCUACAGUUGUAACCAAGCAGUACUUCCAAGGUCAAGGUCAGAAGUUUGUGGGGUUGCAGGUUAUGUAAAAAAGGAGGACGUCCGCUAUGUUGUAUUUCCUCGCUUAGUUGAAGCCAGUUCUGGAUGCUAUCAGUAGGGUUAGAAGCAAUGUCCUGAUUUUCUCUUGUGAAAAGAGAAACACACGGUUUAAAUAUAUGAUGAAGUAACUCUACACAGCAAUACAAGAGCAACACCAUUUCUAUGUGUUCUAUGUGAAUCAUCAAUUGGUGAGGAUGCAAGCUUUUUGCCUGGGACAUGCAGCUUUAGCCUUGGUCUUUUAGUACAACAUCAUGUGUGUAGCCAUCAAGUGCAUAUCUAAGACGCUUAUCGCAGUCAUGUAAAUACUUUUUUCCAACAUGAUAGGAUAGCCGGAGAUGGCAUUUUGAACCAAUUCGUGGAGCAAAUGAUAGCUUAAGUAGCUAGCUAGCUACAUCCGAUGAAAUGUAGUGGAAUUUUACUAGCAAUCAUUUUAGCUGGCAAAAUUAGCGGUCACCAGCUAUAAAUAAGAAAAAAUUGCUUUGUUAAAAUUGCUUUUAACUGUCUCCAUCUGAAAUCCAUUGUCUCAAAAAUUACGAAGAAUUUUGAUGGUAAAUCUGCCACACUUAUCACUGUGUUGUGCUAGAAUGUAAAGCUUGACAGGCCUAGCAACAGUAACCAAGGGGUGGGUCUUAGUAAACUGUCAGUUGGGGCGGAGCCAAAAUGAGAAGCAGAGUAAAAAUUUCCACCCCUGCUUAGCAGCACAAUGAGGUUUUUUACUUGUUAAAUGUUGUUGUUAAAUAUGUUUAAAUACAGAAGGCAUACAGAUACAUUUACAGCUAAAAGAACAUAAUAUAGAGAUUAAUUUCUCAUUGCCAAACCACUUUGCUGUUUUGUCAAAUAAGCCACAGGCAAAAAUACAAUUCAGACAGUCUGAUACUGUUCAUUCUACUCUUGCUAACUCUAUGAUUUCACUCUAGCGGACUACCCUUGACCGCUGGCCUUUUAGAUGCCUUAUUUACUGAGCUAUUGUUCUUUUCUGUUGCCCUAUAGAGGCGAUAUUAAGAGUAAAGUGUAUGUACAGGUAGUAUUUAUCUGUGUUCUUAAGAUGACCUCACAUCAACACCCUGGUUUUGUAACAUCUCAGAGACCCCCUCCAACUGCACCUUCACUUUCUACGCGGAAGAAAAUCAUUUUUUUCUGAAAUAUUACAUUAAACCUUGAAGCUUAUCACCAAUUAAGUUGAUGGAGAAAAUGACAAUAUUGUGCUUAUUUAUGAGUAAUAACAUAUUCAGUGAUGAAAACAAAAUGCAAAUAAUAGAUGUGAUUGGCUUAUAUUUUGAUAUAUUUGGUUGCAUUAUUGUGUUAAUGUGAAAAAUUCCUCAUUCAAAGUCAAGGUUAGAACAAGAUGAAGUAUCGCCCAAAAUAUAUCAGUAAAUAGUGACAAUGUUCUCCUUUUUUUUUUUUUCUUUUUCUUUUUUUAACAAGCUUGUUCAACACUCCCAUUUUUAGAAAUUUUAAGACUACAGAAGUUAUACGCACACUUUGGUUUCAACUCUCCAAAUCCCAAGUUUGUGCCACUAUUCACCCUAUCAAGGUUAGCUAUGUGGGUUGGUUUGCUUGUUCUGAAACAUGGCAUCUGUCCUCCAUUUCCCACCAGGUAUGUAUUGUAAAUGUUCAUGAGUGAUUCUCAUUUGAGAUGUUCAGCUCUCUGUCUCUUUCUCUCCUCCUCCCUCCCUCUCUCUCUCUCUCUCCCUCUCUCCCUCUCUUUCUUUGGCCACCGUACAGUGCUUAUUUGUCCCCAUGCCAGUUUCCUCUGCGUUGCUUGUUGUAAAGGGUGUAGGCAUUCUAAUGUCUUUCA
Molecule: messenger RNA, 7313 nt
Organism: Seriola dumerili (greater amberjack)
Lineage: Eukaryota; Metazoa; Chordata; Actinopteri; Carangiformes; Carangidae
Gene: epha4b
Product: ephrin type-A receptor 3-like
Exons: 19
Coding region: 1-2955 (984 amino acids)
Biological process (GO): cell surface receptor protein tyrosine kinase signaling pathway; protein phosphorylation; axon guidance
Cellular component (GO): plasma membrane; neuron projection
Molecular function (GO): transmembrane-ephrin receptor activity; ATP binding; protein binding
Source: RefSeq, a predicted model, not a curated record